Eimeria maxima is the source of this 3165-nucleotide messenger RNA. RefSeq lists its product as hypothetical. The record is from RefSeq and is a predicted model, not a curated record. Bases 1 to 3165 code for a protein of 1054 amino acids. Lineage: Eukaryota; Apicomplexa; Conoidasida; Eucoccidiorida; Eimeriidae. The transcript is spliced from 4 exons. Gene Ontology annotation, biological process: RNA 3'-end processing. Gene Ontology annotation, molecular function: nucleotidyltransferase activity.
AUGUCAAUUAAAGGGGACGGCAGAGACAGGACACAGGAGGAGACACCCAAGGGAGCAGCAGCAGCAGCAGGAGCUAAGGAGACGGUAAAUGAAUCUCCCCUUUAUAAGGAAACAAAGGAGGCAGACAGCAAAGAGUUGCUACAUAAGAGGACAAACAGCAGCAAGGAGACAGUUAGCAGCAGCAGUAGCAGCAAGCUGCUGCUGCUGCCCCCUAAGAGUUAUGAUGCAUCAGCAAGGGCCCUUUGUUACUUCUUAGAUCCCCUUAUUAGGCCUUAUAAUCCGUGGCUAAAUAAGCAGCAGCAAAUAAAAGGAGACAGUACAGCAGCAGCAGCAGCAGCAGGAGACAGUAUACCACCACAGGAGACAAUGGAGCAGCCACAACUGUCUCCAGUCUGCAGCAGCAACAGCAGCAACAGCAGCAACAGCAGCAGCAGCAGCAUUGCCUUAGAACUGAAGGCCCUUGAUGAGGAGUUACGCCCGUCACUAAAAGGAGACAGGCAGAGGCGUAGCCUUGUGCGUCUCCUUGGUAAGAGAAUAAGGAGACAGUCAUGGUAUAAGGAAUUAAGAGGGGAGACAGGAGAAGGAGACAAGGAAAAAGGAGACACUCUUAUAAGAACAGGAGACAAUAAAAAAGGCCCGCCUCCUCCUCCUCCUCUCCUAUUGCCUUAUGGCUCCUCCUUUACAGGGUUAGGAGACUGGGCAGCAGAUAUAGAUCUGCUGCUGCUGCUGCCUUCUUCUUGCCGCACUGCAGCAGCAGCAACAGCAGCAGCAGCAGCACCAACAGCAGCAGCAGCAGCAGCAGAGACAAAGGGGACACCUAAGGAAUUGUUGUAUAACCAACAAGUGUCUCCUUUUCCUUACUGUCUCCUCUGUCGUGUCUAUAAGGAGACAAACUGUCUCCAUGGCUUCCUUCCUCGUACAGAUGCAGCAACAAUACUAACAAGACUUAAUUGUCUCCUUAAUAAAGAAAAAGAAUUAGAUGGUCUCUUUUGCUGCAUGCAGCUCAUUGUCCCUCCUGUUGCUCCCCCUCUGCUACGUGGGGUGUACAGACACCCGAGAGACACAGCAGCAGCAGCAGCAGCAGCAGCAGCAGCAAGUACCAGCAGCAAAGCCUCUAAUAAAGAAGUGUCUCCUAAUGGUCAGGUGUCUCCUUUGCAUUGUUUCCUCUCCCCUAAGUGUCUCCUUUCUUGUAAGGAGACAGUUGAUGACGAGCAAGGAGACAAAGAAGAGCAGCAGGAGGAGACAGGAGACAGACAAGAAAGGGGACACUUUGUUGCAGCAGCAGACGCAGUUGCUGCAGCAGCAGACGCAGCUGCUGCAGCAGAAGACACAGAAAAAGGGGACACAAGAGACACUCCCUCUAUUCCUAUAAUAGCAAGAACAUGGCAAGUUUCUCCUUAUGACGGAUCUAUAGUGUCUCCUUUACUGUCUCCUUCCUCUGUCUCCUCUAUAGGAGACAGAGGAGACAGAGGAGACACAAGGAGACACUCAGAAGGAAUAGAGUCUCCUCUUAAUAAUAAUAUUAUAUAUAAAAGGAGACACUUUACUCCUGUCCCCUUUGAUAUAACAACAGGGUGUCUCCUUGGUCCCCUUAAUUCCUUACUCCUUAAGGAAUACGCAAAUAACUGUCUCCUUUUUCCUCCCUUAGUACGUAUUAUUAAACAUUGGGCAGACUGCAGGGGACUUACAGGUACAAGAGACGGCUGUCUCUCGAGUUAUGCAUGGGUUCUCUUGGUCGUCUUCUUCUUGCAGUCUGUUUCCCCUCCGCUGUUGCCUAAGCUGCAGCAGCAGCAGCAGCCGCUGCAGCAGCAGGAGCAGGAGCAGGAGGAGCCGAAGAAGGAGCAAGAGCAACAGCAGCAGCAGCAGCAGCAGCAGCAGGAGCAGCAGCAGGAGCAGCAGCCGCAGGGCCCAUCUGCUUCUCUACUAGAGACCGCAUCUCCUCAUUCCCCUUUUCCGGGGGAAAGGAGACACCUUAGGAGACACGUAGAAGGAGACAGUCUCCUUUUGUCUCCUUCUGUCUCCUUCCCUAUAGAGAUAGUAGGAGGGAGACAUAGUAUUUGGUUCCUCAAGAAAGGAGACACUUAUCUGUGGGGCCCCCGUGUCUUGUCUUUGCUGCAGUCUGUACUAAGAGGGGCAACACAGCAGCAGCUGCUGCUGUGGCUGCAGCAUUAUGUACCAGGGUAUCUCUUCCUCCCCUCUAAGGAGACACAAGAGACACAAAAAGGAGACACUAAACAGAUAAGGCCUAUACAACAGCAACAAGGAGACAAUGUUGGAUCUAUGCAUGCACUAAGUAUGCUGCAGCAGGUUGCUGGUGCUGUCUCCUUGGAUACACCUGAGGGGGACAGCCAAGGGAGACCACUGGUCAGUCCACUGACUCAUGGCAAAGAAUGUCUCCUCUCGGGAUCGAGGGAUCGAAGCCCCAUGGGAUCGGGAUCGACUCCGGGAUCGGGAUCGGGAUCGGCGCUGGGAUCGGGAUCGGGAUCGGGGGAUCGAUCCCAGCAGCGAAGUCGCAGGUCAGCAGGUAGUUGGGUGUCUCCUUUGACGGAAAAAGAUUGGGAGACAAUCGCAUCUCUUUUGCAUGCAUUUUUUGUUUUCUUUGGUUAUUAUUUUAAUUCUUUUUCUCUUCUUGUCUCUAUAAAAGGAGACAAUAAUGUACCUAAAUAUCUACUUAGUGGCGAGAGACACAAGAAGGGGGGAAGGAAAAAAGAGGAGACACAAAAGGAGACACCAACGGAGACACCUGCUGUCUCCGCGGUCUCCCCAGGUCACGUCCUGCCUCCCCGCAGAGGAGACAGGCAGCAACAUUGCAGUAGCUCAGCGGCAGGUACAGCAGAUGCAGCAGCAGCAACAGAUGCAGCAGCAGCAGCAGCAGCAGCAGGUACAGCAAAGGAGACAGCUCAAAGGUUGAGGAAGGAAGCUAUUGAACUUGAGGAGACACCUACCUCAUCAUACACCCCCAAGGAAAAGAAGACAAUAGAUGAAUUAUUGAUUGCCCUAGAGGAGCAGCAAGAAAUCUCCUUUACUAAGCAAAGUGUCUCCUUUGGUAUAACAAUAGAAGAUCCAAUAGAGGUGGGGAGACACCACACCUAUAGGAGGCCUCAAGGCAGCGAGUUGUUUUACUAUGAAAUGCAGAGGGCUGAGAGGCUGCUAAGGGAGGGGUAA